AUGUUUGCGGGCGUGGCGCUCCCAGUUUUCACCGCCUGUUUCUUGUGUCUCGUAGUAACAGUGCUUGUUUGGUUCUUGUUACGAAAGAAGCGUUCAAGCGUGUUGAUCCUCGGUAUAUGUGAUUCCGGCAAAACGACUCUAUUUGCUCAACUUCACCAUGGUGCCACUAUGCCUACUCAUACGUCCUUGAAGGAAAAUAUAGGAAAGUUCCAAACAGAAAAAGAGAUUUAUGUACAACGUUCUGACGGACCCGGAGAUUGUGUCCUGCCGACCAAAGUUCCUGAUCGUCUGCAACAAGCAGGAUUGUACCUCGGCAAAGGGCAGGCUAAAAGCCCAGAUAUCGUGAUUGCUGGUGUUAUGAACGCCCAGGUAGGCAGGCUAAGCGCUGCUAAGGCCCGACUGGGUGGUUGUCUUGGUUUGGACACGAGACGCACAGACAACGGAGACCGCUUACUAUGUGUGUGUGCCGACCACAGACUGUUCCUUUGUAGUACGAAUUUCCGUAAUAGCGGAUAUCGCCCGACAACGUAG
Messenger RNA from Opisthorchis viverrini, 531 nucleotides. RefSeq lists its product as hypothetical. The coding region runs from base 1 to 531 and encodes 176 amino acids. NCBI's taxonomy places the organism in Eukaryota, Metazoa, Platyhelminthes, Trematoda, Opisthorchiida, Opisthorchiidae. The transcript has 3 exons. The record is from RefSeq and is a predicted model, not a curated record.